Cylas formicarius (sweet potato weevil) is the source of this 2361-nucleotide messenger RNA. RefSeq names its product homeobox protein orthopedia-like (gene otp). The record is from RefSeq and is a predicted model, not a curated record. NCBI's taxonomy places the organism in Eukaryota, Metazoa, Arthropoda, Insecta, Coleoptera, Brentidae. Gene Ontology annotation, molecular function: DNA-binding transcription factor activity, RNA polymerase II-specific; DNA binding. Bases 93 to 1070 code for a protein of 325 amino acids. Gene Ontology annotation, biological process: regulation of DNA-templated transcription; neuron differentiation. The transcript has 5 exons.
AGUGCGGUGCGUCACACGGUUUCGAAGGUAUUACAAUACAGGCAUACCGGGUAGAGGCAUACGGCCGCCACACGCAUACACAUACGCGCGUCAUGUUAAACAGCCUCGGCUCAGUCGGUAUCAAAGAAAUGUGCGGCGAGGACCUGAAACGUCAUCAGGGCGAGCUAAAAGUGUUGGAUCAGCCGCGUCUUGGCGGCCUCUGCGACGGCACUUUGGGCGGCAAUUUGGGAGGCCCGCUGAGCAACAACGGGUCCAGUGAUGGCGACAAGCCGUCGAAGCAGAAAAGGCACCGGACUCGAUUCACUCCCGCUCAGCUCAACGAGCUGGAAAGGUGCUUCUCCAAAACCCACUAUCCGGACAUUUUCAUGCGGGAGGAGAUCGCCAUGAGGAUUGGAUUAACCGAAUCCAGAGUCCAAGUCUGGUUUCAAAACAGGAGGGCCAAGUGGAAGAAACGCAAGAAAACUACCAACGUCUUCCGUACCCCUGGAGCUCUUCUCCCUUCCCACGGGCUGCCGCCCUUCGGUGCGAUGGGUGACAGUCUUUGCGGGUCUGGGAUGUUCACCACCUCCGAUUCUAGAUGGGGUGUCGCCGGCAUGGCCUCCAGUCUGGGUCAACUUGGUCAAGGUUCGGUGACGAUGGGAGGUUUCGCUCAAUCUUUAGGACAAUUAAAUCAGGGUUCCGGUUUGAGUUCCGCGUUACCGAUCAGCAGUACUGCCGGUACCGUUUACCAGCCGCAUUACGGACUUAAUUCGCUAGGUGAUAGCAUGAUGACGUACUGUAACAAUGGAGGAGGCGGAAACGGAGGAAACGGUGGCGGCGGCGGUGGCGGCGCGACGGGGGGCGGCACGGGCCCGUCCUCGCCGCCGCAGAUCGCGUGUGCGGGCGGAGGCGGCACCCCUCCCGUGUCGUCGGGAACGUCCCCCAAUGGGGCGGGUGGAGACCAGGACGACGACGUGUGGCGUGGCCACAGCAUAGCCGCGUUGCGACGCCGGGCGUCGGAAUUGAACGCCGCUAUCCCAUCUUAUCUGCAAAUCAACUACGACACACACAAUAACGCAUCCGUAUACUGAUUUAGCUGGCUAGCUGUUAGCUGGAGGUCGAACUCGUCUGCUGUAGAUAAAUUUGUAAUUAUUUUUGUGGUCGGUGAUUUGCGAAACGGGAGUUCAGGGUUCCCCCUGUUUACCUGGGAAACCUGGAAAACUCGGAGAGUUUGGAAGCCGACUAGAAAAGAUCAAGGAGCCUGCUUAAAUUGACCAAAGUCAGGGAAUUUAAUGACAUAACUUGGAAAUUUUAGUAAUUGAAUACAUUCGAUUUUUCAUUCAACUUUGAUAACUGAAGUUUAGUUGGCUGAUUUUUCUUCUAUUUGUAGUAAUGGGAGGCUACCAAUUCUAAAAUCUGUACAACCAAAGGCAUUAAAUCAAGUUUAAUAUCUUUGCGUAUAUAGAUUUUAAUAAUUAUUAUCUACCAUCAUUGUGCAACUGUCCAUAAUAUGCAUUAUUUAGUUCACGAACGAAAUCAGAUUUCGCUGAAAAUAUAUCGCUUUGAGCGCCUCCAAAAAGUCGCAAUGAUCCGAUGACAGUCCAAUAAAAACUGUAAACACGCAAAUGUAUUUUAAUUCAAUUUUAUUUGCAAAAUGUUAAUAAGCUGCUUGGGAAAAAUGUUUUUCACAUACGCCGACAAUAUGGAAAGCGCAAUUGUUGCAAGUAGUACGUUUAUAUCUACGUUAGAUGGCGUGUUGUUGCGGCCUCCUUCAAUCCCAUUAUACAAUAAUCAAAAAUAUUGGCCAUAUUUUGUCCAAUUUUUUCCAAAAAUUUUUUUAAGUGACGAAUGGAGAUAGGAGUGUAAAAUUCGUAUUAUUUGUUCUGUUUCUUUACCGUAAAAUCUGGUAGCCGGCGAAACGUUGCAAAUUUUUCUACUAGUCUAUCGGUGUAAUGUUUUGUUUUAUAUUUAGUUCGUUUUAUGUUUAUCCAAGCUUGUUAAAAAUUACGUGGCGGCGAAAGCGAGUUUUCGCAUGCCUCGUACAGAUGGCGCUCCGUUGAUUUGUAGUGAAAACUAUUGGUCCGCGACAGAGACGCCAUCAUGACGAAUUAGAAAACGAGACGCGAGUACAUACUUGACGAGUAUUAAACUUAGAUAAGGGGUUGAGUGGUUCUGGUCUCGCGAAAAGUAUACGAUGUAAUAAUAAAAUAUCUGUACAAAGUGUCAUUUAUAUAAAUGGUGUAAAAAUUUAGUGUAUUUUAUUAUAAGCUUUAAUUUAGAUAAGUAAGAACACAAGGUGUCGUGUUUAAUAUGAUAUAAUAAUUAUAUUAUAAAUAAUGUGUAUACCAGAGGUUUCAGUAGUAUACGUCGUUGUUAAAUGAG